AAGAAAGAAGCUAAGCAAAAAUCGAAUCUCACACCUCAUUCACACUCUCUCUCUCCUUCACAAAAACUUCUAUCUUCUUCAUCUUCUUCCUCAUUCUCUCUCUCUUUCUCUUUCUCUUUCCUUUAACCCUCGCAGAUGUCUUGUUGUGUGGUGGUGAUAUGAAGAACACCACUCAAUCUCUCCUCCUCCUUCUCUUCUUCUUCUCCUCUUUCCUCUUCUCUGUCCAUUCUCUCUCCAUUUCAUCCAAUGCUCCUCUCACCGACAACGAAGUCCGAUUCAUCCAACGCCGACAGCUCCUCUACUACCGCGACGAGUUCGGCGACCGUGGCGAGAACGUCACCGUAGAUCCGUCUCUCGUCUUCGAGAAUCCAAGGCUCCGAAGCGCUUACAUAGCUCUCCAAGCUUGGAAGCAGGCCAUUCUCUCUGAUCCCAACAACAUCACCCUCAACUGGAUCGGAUCCAAUGUCUGUAACUACACCGGAGUGUUCUGCUCCCGCGCUCCUGAUAACCGCCGGAUCCGUACCGUCGCCGUAGAUCUCAACCACGCCGAUAUCGCCGGUUACCUACCCGAGGAGCUCGGCUUGCUGACGGAUCUCGCCUUGUUCCACGUCAACACGAACCGUUUCUGUGGAACGGUCCCGCGCAAGUUCAAGCAUCUCAAGCUUCUCUUCGAGCUCGAUCUCAGCAACAACCGGUUCGCGGGGAAGUUCCCGGAUGUGGUUCUUGAUUUGCCGUCGUUGAAGUUCUUGGAUCUCCGGUUCAACGAGUUUGAAGGUACUGUCCCCAAAGAGCUCUUUAGCAAACCGUUAGAUGCGAUUUUCAUUAACCAUAACCGGUUCCGGUUUGAGUUACCCGAUAAUUUCGGAGAUUCCCCGGUUUCGGUGGUGGUUCUAGCGAAUAACCGGUUCCAUGGUUGUAUACCGUCGAGUUUCGUUGAGAUGAAGAAUCUUAACGAGAUUAUUUUCAUGAACAAUGGGUUGAACUCUUGUUUGCCUUCGGAUAUCGGGAGGUUGAAGAACGUGACGGUGUUUGAUGUUAGCUUUAACGAGCUUGUGGGGCCGUUGCCGGAGAGUGUCGGCGGGAUGGUGUCGGUGGAGCAGUUGAAUGUGGCUCAUAAUCAGCUGUCCGGGAAGAUUCCGGCGAGUGUUUGUGAGCUUCCCAAGCUUGAGAACUUCACUUACAGCUACAAUUUCUUCACCGGUGAGGCUCCUGUGUGUCUCAGGUUGCCGGAGUUUGAUGAUAGGAGAAAUUGUUUGCCGGCGCGUCCUGCUCAGAGGUCUAAGGAGCAAUGUGCUGCGUUUUUGUCUCGACCUCCGGUGGAUUGUGAAUCUUUCAAGUGUGGUCGUUCUGUUUCACCCCUUCCUCCGAUUGUACCUCAAUUACCUCCGCCGCCUCCGCCGUCGCCACCUCCACCAUCACCAGUCUAUUCUCCACCACCACCUCCUGUCUAUUCCCCUCCACCACCACCACCACCUGUUUAUUCUCCUCCUCCACCACCACCACCACCGCCUCCACCACCACCUGUUUAUUCUCCACCACCACCACCACCACCGCCGCCUCCACCACCACCUGUUUAUUCUCCUCCACCACCACCACCGCCGCCUCCACCAACACCUGUUUAUUCUCCUCCACCACCACCACCACCACCACCGCCACCACCACCAGUUUAUUCUCCUCCACCACCACCACCACCACCACCACCGCCACCACCGCCGCCGCCGCCUCCACCAGUUUACCCUUCACCACCACCGCCGCCAGUAUAUUCACCUCCGCCACCACCACCGCCAGUAUAUUCACCUCCGCCACCACCACCGCCAGUAUAUUCACCUCCGCCACCACCACCGCCAGUAUAUUCAUCGCCACCACCACCAGCACCAAUUUAUUGCACUCGCCCUCCACCACCGCCGUGUCCCUCACCUCCACCACCGCCAAGUCACUCACCUCCACCACCGCCACAUCAUUCACCUCCCCCACCAUACUAUUACAGCUCACCUCCGCCACCACCACAUCACUCAUCUCCUCCACCAUACUACUACAAUUCACCGCCACCACCGCAUCACUCACCUCCUCCACCAUACCACUACAGUUCACCUCCACCGCCGUCGCAUCAUUCAUCUCCUCCACCAUACUACUACAAUUCACCACCACCACCACACCACUCGCCACCUCCGCCACCAAUGUAUCCUUCCCCACCACCACCACCACAUUCCCCACCACCGCCUCCUCAUUAUUCCCCUCCUCCACCUCCACCUUGUAUUGAACCACCACCACCCCCUCCCUGCAUAGAGUACUCACCUCCUCCUCCAGUUUACAGCUCUCCGCCUCCACCAUCAGUUCAUUACAGCUCUCCGCCACCACCAUCAGUCCAUUACAGCUCACCGCCGCCACCGACAGUCUAUUACAGCUCUCCGCCUCCACCGCCGCCUUCUCCUGAAUAUGAGGGGCCAUUACCGCCAGUGAUCGGAGUAUCCUAUGCUUCUCCUCCACCUCCACCCUUCUAUUGAUUCUUGGACAGAUUGUUUACAGAGACUAAGCGAGUGAAUCAAGAUUGUCUUAGAAGAUUUAUUUGAUGAAAAUAAGAACAAAAAGAAGAAGAGAUUAUUAUGGUUUCCAGGAAACAAAAAAAGUUGUAUGUAUAGAGGGAUGAUGAUAUAAUCGGAGCAACAUCUGCUCCAUUGUUUUUCAAUUUGUGAGAUUAAUUUUAUUUUUGUGUUAUUUUUCAUAGUGAAACUCAGCCACAUUUUUCUCUUUUGUUUUUUGUAUUUGAUCUUAUCAGACGAGCCGUAGAGGCUUAUUACAUUUUUUUUUUUCAUUUCUCAAUCGAUAGAGUUGCACCA
Messenger RNA from Raphanus sativus (radish), 2837 nucleotides. RefSeq names its product leucine-rich repeat extensin-like protein 4. Gene Ontology annotation, molecular function: protein binding. The record is from RefSeq and is a predicted model, not a curated record. NCBI's taxonomy places the organism in Eukaryota, Viridiplantae, Streptophyta, Magnoliopsida, Brassicales, Brassicaceae.